CACCACACUUUAAUGUUAUCUUUGUUUUGAGCUGCACACGCUUUCUGCCGAAAAACUGAAAAAUUGUAGUUUUCAACGCGAUACUUCAAGUAAUCUUCAUCCCCUAUUGCGCUUCUGCGGUGCCGUUAAUUGUGCGGUGAAAAAAAUCAGUGUAAUUAUUCUCAUACGAACAUAUUAAGUGAAAAGCAAGCCAUCAAAAACUGCAAAACGGUUAGAACCUUAUCCAGCAAGCAACACCAUCAUCAUAUUUAACUUCAAAAUGGAGGAAAGUAAAGUAAAGAUUGCUGAAAUCAAUUUGUCUGAUGAUCCAGCAGUCACGCUUACAAUUCGACUCAUCAUGCAAGGCAAGGAAGUCGGAAGUAUCAUCGGAAAAAAGGGAGAAAUCGUAAAGCGAUUCAGGGAAGAGUCUGGCGCCAAAAUAAACAUAUCAGACUGCUCAUGCCCAGAGAGAAUUGUCACUGUUUCCGGGUCAAGAAGUGCUAUCUAUAAAGCUUUCACACUUAUAACGAAGAAAUUUGAAGAGUGGUGUUCACAGUUUCAAGACAAUACAACUGCACAGGGUAAAUCACAAAUUCCAAUACGAUUGAUUGUCCCAGCUAGUCAAUGUGGCUCGUUGAUCGGCAAAGGUGGUUCAAAAAUCAAAGAAAUUCGUGAAAUCACCGGGUGCUCAAUCCAAGUUGCUAGUGAAAUGUUGCCAAAUUCAACGGAGCGCGCUGUUACGCUUAGUGGUUCGGCAGAAUCGAUAACACAAUGUAUAUAUCACAUAUGUUGUGUCAUGCUAGAGUCACCACCGAAGGGCGCCACAAUUCCAUAUCGACCGAAGCCGCAGGUAAAUGGACCGGUUAUAGUGGCAAAUGGACAAGCAUACACAAUUCAGGGUAACUACGCAGUACCAGCUCAAGAGACCUGCACAGUUUUCCCACUAGCCAUUUCUGGUGGCUUGCAUGCGGGCAUCUCCGGUUUAGCUGAUCCAUUACUAAAAGGAACACAUCUACAGGGAGCGAUACCUCCACAUCAUCUACAACCGAUACCUGAUGUUUCAGGAAUCGCAAAAAAUCCACUGGCGGGGUUGGCCGCUCUUGGAUUGGCAGGUGCGAUUCCUACCAACACUGGUGGUCUUAAUCCAACUGCUCUUGCCGCUUUGGCCGGUUCUCAACUGCGAACCAACACCAACCGCAACGUAGCUACUCAAGUUCAGUCACAAUCACAUGAAAUGACCGUGCCGAAUGAUCUGAUAGGAUGCAUCAUCGGCAAGGGUGGAACUAAAAUUGCUGAAAUUCGCCAGAUUUCGGGCGCCAUGAUACGCAUUUCAAACUGCGAGGAGCGUGACAGUGGAAACACGGAUCGAACUAUCACUAUCACUGGUAAUCCUGAUUCAGUUGCGCUCGCUCAGUAUCUUAUAAAUAUGAGCUUUAGAAGUGGAGAUGGUGGUAGCAAUGGCAGUAGUGGCAGCAAUAUUAUUCGGCCAAUGGGUCCCGCAAUGACUGCCGGAUUACGCAAUGGUUCUAUUGGCAAUGCAACUAUAGCAGCAGGACCACCGAAUGCUGCAGCAGGAAUCGCCUACAACGGUAUGACAACAACGGCGGCUGUUGGUCCAGUAACUACAUUUCCUUUCUUAAGAUACGGUCUGAACUUAGAAAGAAAAUAGUUUAUCAAACGCCAAACAUUUUAAAUUAAAGCGAACAUCAGAUACGGGUGGCUAUGCGAAGAUUUCCAAAUAAUAUCAAUCGCGAAUAAUAAAUACGUAAAUGGGGCAAAAAUAAAUUGCAAGUGUAGUGACAUAACAAUGAAGCUGAUGUCGUACAGUUCCAAAAUAUGUCCAUCCAAGUACAAAAUCGAACAUGGAUAAAAAUUCUGAAAUUUUUUUUUAAGAUCUGAACUACAUCAAAACAGAUCUGAGAGAAGAAGAAAGUUUUGCGUAAAGAACAGCCAAAAAUAUUUUGGUUUUCAAUUUCGAAUUCAUGCAUGUCAAGCAUAUAUUUCGCCGAAAAAUUGAAAAAAUUUAAAACCUGUGUCUCAAGACCGUAGAUGACCUAGACCGAACAACACGACAAAGACAGAUUUUGUCAGAUUUCACAGGGUCCAAUUACGAAUCGCUACAGCACCAUCUAUUUAGUAUAGUGUUCAGAUCAGUGUUUAGUCUAGUUUCAGUGUUUUAGUGUGUUUGGUACGCUGUGCCACGUGUUUGAAGUUCAAUGCGAGGUUACACGUUUUAGAAUUUAACGAUAGACGAUAAUUUUGCUUUGCUUUGAUACAGGCACUUGAAAUAAGAGAUGAUUGACUAUGAUCGGAUGAAACAUCAAUCUAAAUAUUAUAAUUAAUACAUCAGCCGAUUUAAUUUCUUUGUAUUUCAAUUCAAAAUAGACAUUUUGUUAUUGCUCUAGCAGAUAAGUUCACAGAGACAGAUGUGCUGUUAUGAGCGAAUAUUAAUAUAAGGUAAAAUACAUAAUGAAAAACGCGGAAGUAUACGAUGGUUCAACUAGCAAAAAUUCAAAGGCGAAAUUCUGUUGUGUCAAUCAGUGAUGUUCAGCAAAAUGUUGAGCCAGUACUAAACUGACCAACAACACAAAAAUCAAUACAUAUUAUUAAACAUAUCGUGUGCCACAUGAUAAACAUUGUUUCGAAUAUAAUCACCGUUGUUUCGAAUAAGACAAAAAUAUCAAUUAAAUAAAUUAAACUCGGCUAAGUAUGAGUGAGCUCGUUUACGGGACACUGGGCAUAGUUCACAAUCAAUAUAAUUUCACAUCUGCUAUUGUGUAAAAGCAUUUUGAUUUAACGGUGGUCUCUUGUUUGUGAAUUGUAUAUGCCAAAUGUAUAAUUGUCCAUCGAUCAUUGCUUUGAUUAUGCUUCUGCCAUGUUUUGUUGUAAGAUAAUUCAUAGACAUAGGAGCACACAAAUUAUUUGUUUGAAUAUGAAUUUCUUUAGAUAAUUCUCUGAGAUUAUUAGAGGGAACAUACCCUGUUCUUCUGAGGAUGAAAACAAAAAGACACACGUAGAGUUUUACGCCGAACUGAAUCAUGGUUUUCAACCAACGUUACUAUUACACUUCCAAGUAGCGGACAUGUAAAAUUCGGGAUUUUUGUUACAUAAAUGAAAAAAAAAACUGAAACGUAAGUGCCAAACAUAAUGUAAUCGAUUUAGUCAAUAGAAAAAAAGGGUUGAUUUCAGCGAAACCAUCAUUGCGACAUGGUCAUUAAAAGAUAUGUAGGUCGAAUGUCAAAUUUGCAUACAUUAUAUUAUUUUCAGUUCAAAUGUAUAAUUAAAAAACGCCCACUUCCGAAAAGAUGGCAGUUUUCAAUCAAUGCCAAUUCCCAGAAUUAACAUGCAAAAAAAUUGAAGGUAAUCUUACAAUUUAAUACUUUUAGAAAAAGUGUCAUCAGCAGUUUACUGCUAAGUAAUAAUAGUCCAAUGUUAUUUGGGUUUUCAUCGUAUGACGAUGGCUAGGAACAUCAAUUUUUUUUUUAUAAACCAGUAACAAUUUAAACUAUCGUUUUUAAUUCAACGGUCAAUACUAAAUGAUAUUCAGUAUGUAAUAUACACAUACGGGCUAAAAUGCCUCUGUUGGUCUAUAGAAUUCAGUCUUAAAUCGGAUUUAAAUUUAUAUUUUCAUUGACAUUAUUUAAUCUUAGCGCAUGCUGUUAGUCAAAAAUUGGCGUCAUUUAAUACUGUUUUCAAACAGUUUUAAAUAAUUCUUUGCUCUUGAUUAAGAGUAGAUAACCAAUAGUGGCUUUUAAAUAAAAUCUCUGCCCUUAUAUUCACCAACAUUUACUCCUACAAACUUGAGCAUACUUUUCAAUAUAUUUUUUCAGAGCUACAAUAUAAUUUAUAGAUUGCUUGUAUCGGAUUACAAGUAAUGAUAUUUCACACAGUAUCAAUUAUAUUGUGGAUAGUUUGCCACUUUCGAAAACACGAAUGAAACAACUGAGUAUAGAAUAUAGUUUAAACAAAAUAUUAUAUCAUAGUUUAUGGCAGUCAUUUUGCAAUAAUACGUUUUCAAAUAAAUCUCCAGAGAACUUUGCCAUUUAUUGAGCAUAAAAAGACAAUGUUGAAGAGAAGCUCCGAACAUAGAAAACGAUGUAUGCACAAUAGUAAAGCUUCAAUACAAUGAUCUGCACAUACUUUGGGCAUAAAUUCAUAUUAAAUGCUCCCAUAUGGCAAUUAUGGACAAUAGCAUUUCGUCAUUGUAUUAAAUGAUCAUGAUAAAAGAAAAUUGAUUUUUUUUAAAUAUCUGAAAAUAACAUAUGACUAAAUUAUUCAUUUUAAUCAAUCAAUGAAGAAAAAGACGGUUUUUUCUUUUAUCGGAAUUUCUCGAGACUAAUUUUCAAACGAAUUGAUACAACAUACAAAUACCAAAUACAAAAAUAUUCGGUUGCUCAGAAUGAAAGGUUCGUUUAACGCAUACGUUAUUGAUAAUAGUCACCUUUUGUGAAUCCUAUUCUUCCUAGAUCAUGUAUACGUCUCCCAAUAUUAAAAUGUUUCACCGAAUAUGAUUAAAAUUCUGAAAAACUUUCGAUUCAGAAGUUUCAAGCGGCUCAAUUCAUACACAUUAUUCUACAUAGUGCACUGAUUGGCUUUUAAAAAGGUUACCGUUUGAAGGGAGAAGUAAAAUGGUACAAAAGAAACUCUUAUCACUCAAUUCGGAACAUCGACCUACUCUGAGUGAAUAUUUCACAAAGAAAGACAUAUUGAUUUUUGACUGGCUUUUAGUUAAAAAAAUUAUACUCGACAAGACUACAAAGACAUACGAUCGUAGUAUAAAUGUGUUUCACCAUGAUGCUAUUGUUAAGGACUUACAUGAUAACGUAGCGUUGCUACUUGUUUGGUAAGGUGUAGGUAUCGCAUUGUAGGACUAAGAAAAUGUUAAUUCAAGAUUUCACGAUUACCGCACGACAUUCAUGGUUGCCUGUGGUUAACGGAAAACAGUGUGGAUGAAGGCAGCAAUUAAUCUAACUAGUAAUAAUUAGAUCAUUUGAAUAAAGGAAGAAUAGAUUCGAUGCGAUAAAGGUUAUUGAAUAGCAAUCCAGAUACUAGAACAGAUAUUAAAUGAGACAAAACAUAAAGCAGUGACAGGGAAAAAUGAAAAAAAUACAUACUUAUGCGGACAUUUAUAUGUACACCCAUUUCUUGAAUGUUAGAAUCUAGAUGCCAAAACGUAAGAUUUAAAUCGAAUACUGAGUGGAGGUAACAAUUACUACGACAACAAUAAAUUGUUAUGAAAAUCGGAAAAAUGGGAUCAAUGACCAAAGAAAGCGAAUUAUAAAUCAUCCAAUAAUCAUCGUAUUAAACAAUUCAACAACAGAACACUAACUACUUAGACAUAUCCACAUUCAUGCACAGGGCAGAUUGCGAAAAACUAUCAAUUAAGAAUUGGAUUUCGGAACUGAAUGUAUUGACUGACGUAAGCUGUUAGAUCAAUAUGAUCAGAACAAUUAAUCUAUACUGCACUCACAGCCUCAUCACAUAUUGAAGUUGAAUUUAAAAUAUGGAUAAGAUUUUAAAAUGAUUAAUACUAUGUUUAUUAUUGAAAAGACAACUGAACUGAUAAGCUUCGGAAGCCGUUUAUAUGUUCCAUAUAAAAUUCGAUCUCCUGCUGAAACGAGCCUUUCAAGCACAAGCCUGUCAGUUUCCUAGUGGCCAAUGUGGUUUUAUCGGCUCGGAUUGCUUUAGUUCAGUUUUUUAAAUCUUACUUGGAGUAACCUCACGAAACCAAUCAUAUUUGCUCGAUUCAUGUUCGUUUAUGUUGUAGAUCCCAGCACAAUUGAGACAACCAGGACUGUGCUAAUUACUGGGAUUUUUUUUUUUGAAAAGUGGUUCACAACCUACACAAGUCUUAUGCAUGACAACCACCAUCGCAUGGACGAUCACUCGCCCAUUCAAUACAACACUAUAACAAAUUACAUAAGCGAUGAUUGGUGGAGUAAUGUGAUGAAAUUUUCUAUUGAUUUCAUUUCUUUCACAGAUAACGCAUAAAGGGCUGUGAUUUUAGUGGUAGAUGUCAGAAAAAAUAAAUGAUAGCGAAGCUUCAUUGCUAGUUGAGCAUAUUGAGCAUGGUUAAUCGUACCACAUGGAAUAUGUGUUGAAAUAGGAACAAAGAAUGAUAAGUAAUGGGCAAGAUAGGAAAAAAUCUGGAAGAGAAAAGAACUAAAAAACAAACACAAGGAACAGUAACACACCACCGGAUAGAAAGAAGUACAUAAUUUGUGUGUUUAACUACUGUUUGACAGAUUAAUAGGUUUCUUUUUGUGACCUUUCAGUGCUGGUUACGUUUUGCGUGGCUACGCAUCACUUGAGACAACAUAAUGUAGUUGUUCUGAAGUACAAUUAACAAAACAUACAAAACCAGAAAUUGCCUUCUAAUGGGCAAAGGGUGCGUAAAGGUACGUUAAUUGAUAGUAUAUUUUAUAUUCAGUAUUGACUGAAAAUUGGUGAAUUAUCGGAUUUAAAUUGUGGAGAUAGUCAAUGAUUUCGGACAUCAAUUCAGAUGGUCCAUGCAUUCCCGCUACACUGUAAUUUUACAACACAUAUGUUAUUAAUCGCAGAAUAAUGUCUUAUUGAAGUGCUCUUAACAAAGUAACAAUACGCGUUGCUUUCUCAAGUUUUUAUGAGAAUCGUUUUGUUCGUUCCACAUACUACUUUGUUUUUGACACCUAUUAUAAUUAAAGCAAUGGAACAGCUUUAUUGUUUCUAAUUUCCUUUACAAAUGGAAACAUGGACAAUUUAUCGCUUAGCGAGACUUGACUAUCUCCACAUAGGUCAUCUUUUCUAGUCUUCGACUUGUUAAAUCCAACCUUACAACAAAAUUAAAUAAAAAUUCAAAUUUUAAACACUAUUUGCAGAACGAAUAGUAAUGCAAUGGAACAUUUCAAUUGAACACAUACGAUUCUCAAUUGCAAUUGGCAUUUCAUUUGUGAACCUUCUCCCAUCAACAUAUGACAAAUCAAGAAGAAAGGAUGAGCUAAGUUCUUUUCCUUUCGACUACUGACUUUGCCAGCGACAAAACUUUUGCUCAAGGCAUCCUUGUCAACCAUCUACAGCAAACGCACUUUCUCAACCACAAUAAAUCGAAAGGAAAAAAAUACCUAAAACCCAUGCAUCUAUUCUCGUGAAUACAACCAUACGAGAUUAUCUAAACCACGUCCCUUUAUGUGUUUUAUGCUCUUAUUUUAAUAAACAUCUGUAGCAGUUAUUGAGCCUUUUUCCUAAUAAUUAUUAUCUUCAACACAAAAUAAAACAUAUGUUUAGCCUGUCAUAGUAGUUUCUACAAUGUCUCUGCUGAUUGAACAAAGAGAUGCUUUGGUAUGCAAGUGCACCCAGCAUGUAUUGUAGGUAGUAGAGUAAUGGUUAGACAGUACAAUAACUAAUGCAAGGCAUAACUAAUGCAAAAGCCCAUAUCUACCUGCAUGACCAAUUAACAUGCUGUGGCCAUUAAUUAUUUUUCAUUAUGCUUCGGAGUACGCAAUUGGUUCUUUGCUCAAUAGCAGCGUUUUGUAAGUGGUGUAAAACCUUUUGUAAUGGAAAAUGAGAAAUUAAAAUGAAACAAUAAGUUUUUCAAACAAGCGUUUCAGAGAGUAAAGGUUGACCGAACAUUCUAAAAUCUAUUUAAAUUUAUUAAUUUUGUCAAAAUAAAAGAACUGCUCUGCGUAUGAAGGUAGUUUGAAUUAUAGUAAUGGAAUAGAUACAACAGAAAAAAAUCAAUGAUGUUUCGAUUGUCCUGAUGUAGAUAUUCAGGGUUUUGUGAAAUAAUAUUCUAUGCAGUUCUUAUUACUAUGAUCCUAAGACAUUGUAGUCAAUUGUUUUCGAACAUAGGUGGUGGAGUUCGGUGCAGCAAUCGUGAUUAGUUGAUAAAAAAAAUUAGUUGUUGAGUGUCUUUUAGUACUGCAACCCGAAUAAAUUCUACGAUCGCAUUAAUGCAUGUUAAGCUCUGAAUUGGAUGAAAAAAAGCUUUAGUAUAUCAAUUGAGACUGAUUGGUUUGUUUGUUUUAAAGCUAGGUUUAUGCAUAUGUAUAAUCUUUAUUUUUACUGCAUGGAAAAAAUAAUCACAAAAUAUAAGAGAAUUGCGGGAUCAUAGUUAAAACACAAUAUUUAUUAAGAGUACUGUUAGUUUAUUCUUCGUAUUUUUAAUAUCGGAAACGGUAAAUUUAUUACUAAGUUCAUAAUAUUAUCACAUCACCAUAAGUUUUCAAUAAACAAAAGUGGCGCUUUUGGUUAAACUAUUGUUUUAUUUUUACUUCUCAUUAAAGGGAGACCAUGUUUUACGAAGACAACAGAAUCCCCAUGAAACUGUUUUAAUUCAUUUUAAAGUUUUAAACCUAAUCAGCCCAAUAAACUUCUUCUUUGAAUGUCUAAUAUGUCUCAUAAAAAUCAAUGUUAAACGGGAGCUAAAAGGAACCUCUACAGCGAAUCAAAUCUCUCAGUACUGACAUGAUUUUUUUGCGCUAUAUCAGAUUAUGAUACCUAAAAUAGAGAAUAACGAAUGGUUUCAUAUUAUUAAGCAAUUAAAAGAGAUAUGUCGUCUUGGUCAACAUAUCAGUUCUUCAUUUAAUGUAAUAACGAGAGCAUCACUUUUGCUGCAUUACCUUGCUGCAAUGUGCAUUUUCGCACAUAGCAUGACAAGAAGUUUUUGCGUUUACGCACUAGCAGUAAAAUUUAUGUGUUUUAUUAUUUAUAUUGAUGGUACACAGUGACUAUAUUUUCAUUUCGAAUGAUAACAUUUUCACUUAUAUUUUUAACAUUUGUAAGGAUGGUCAGACCGUAUGUUUCACUUUUACUUGUGUUUCACGCUAGCACAGCUAUAAUUGUGUGAUUUCCAAAUGAGGUAGUUCCUUAUUUCAUUCUACGGUAUGAAAGACAAAAUUUAAAAACGGCUAGAAAAGCAUUUGCUCAAUGACCAAUGUAUAAUUUGGAAAAAUAAUAAUAGAAAAGAAAGUAAUAAGCCUAGCAUAGAAAGCUAUAUAGGUAUUCAUCAGGAAGAGAGACAUGGUAACGUGAUGAAAUUCCAACUUGCCGACAUUCGCAGUCAAUAGUGACGUAUAGUGAUAUCUAGGCGUACUAUGUAUGAAAUAUUGAAGUGUUUUUCGCUCGUUUAAAAAUACGUACAUGUUUUUUAUGUGUCAAAAAGGCCAUUGCAAGAACGCCGGGUGAUGUGUACCCAAGCAUAGACUACAUAAGUUAGAUGCAAACACAUAUAUUAAUUUUUUUUAUUGAUCCUACACUAAAAGCUCAUGCGCGAUAGUUCUGAAAAGAUCCAAAAAUAUUUGCCCUAUUCUUUUGCAUGACAAAUUUGCUAGUCUUUACAUUUUUUUAUAUUUUUUCUAAAUUACAUUUAUUGUUGUUUGUUAACGAAAGACAACAGUAGGUAAAGCUACCGUUUCUGUUGCAAAUGGUUUAAACUGUUUUUAUUUAAUACUUGGAAACUUGGUUUUGUUGCGGCUAUUUGAAACGAACAAAACCGACAAAGACAUUUUCUGUUCAUUUGCCACACUUGAGCAUGUGUGAGCCAUACCGUGUGCAAUGUGUAUUCCGACGAAGAUGAAGACGAAUAAGAAGAGAAGAAGGAAAAGUCACAAAUCAGAUUACAGGAAUUUUGCAAACAUACACCUUGUGCAUCGGCACAUGCCUGCCCAUUUUUCGAUUGCUGAACUUUAAAAUAUAUAUAUAUUCGUUAUUAUCCAUGUAACCUCUAUGCAACAUAAGCAAUGUAAACAGUAACAUAUCUAUCCGCUGACAAAUUUAUUAUCUGCAGUAUAAUCCUUUACAGUGAACACCUCUACACCCAUAAUAACACUGCUAACGGAGAUCGGUACAAUAAUCCAAUUAAUUAACAAAGAGUCAGCAGAUUACAUUAAUGCAGUAAGUUUAAGCCUUAAAAAAUCAUUAUUUCGUGAUUUAUCAUCUUUUCUUCAGAAAAUCCUAGUUGUAAUUGCUUUUCAAAAGAAAUUUAACCACUCAUAAAAAAGCAGAUUCAAAAUAAAGAAUCAAAUUUCUGUUUGUCUUUGGUAAAAGCACGUUUUCCUUAGUUUAUGCGCACCUACGAAACAUGUAGAUUUUUUUAUUAACUAUUUUGCAACAUAAAUUGAAAAUAUAUAAAUCCACUAAAGAAGAGAUGCAUCAAUUCAUGUGCAAAAAUCGAUAGUGUUGAAAUAGUAGAAUACAAUUGUCAUUUUUAGGAAAUGACAUAAGUUGAAACAUUUACAUCAUUAAUGCAAAAUGCACCUAUUAGCGCAAGCAAUGUGAAGGCAGCGAAAAAGAAUCCGAUUAAAAAAACUGCAAAAGAUCCGAUAUAUCGACAUAAAGUCCGUUUUCUACGUGUUUUUUGGAUGCAUAGUGUUUGAUAAAUGUACUUUUCUAAGUGUUACAAAAUUAAUGCACCUCUCCUCAACGUACUUAAUUUAUUCAUCAACAUUUAUACAAACACAUUCGCUGGUUUAAAGAUAUCUUGAAUAUUCACAACUCAUUCGCAAAACACUGGAUAUGAAAUUAUGAGCGAUAGCCAUGUGUGUGCUCCAAUUCGAAACUCCCGUAUGUAUCGCAAGAAACGGAUACUCAUGCCAAAUUUCUUACACCAGAUUAUGUUUGGCUUUUUGGCGUUGUUUUCUGGCCUCUGUCCACCAGAUCAUAACCAGUACAACGGAGGGUGUUACAUUGAUUGACACAUUAAUGAUACCAUUAAGGCAGUAUAUACAAAUAGUAAUAAAAGGGUUUGAAUUUAGAAUGAAUUGAUUAAAACUGGAAGGAAAAUAGUAGUAAAACAAAAAAUAGGAAUGCAAGGCAAUCAUAAAAAAUAGAGCUUCUUUUUUAAAACAAAUUGAUAUGCAUGCAAAACUGGGUAAACAAAGCAA
Messenger RNA from Anopheles darlingi, 10838 nucleotides. RefSeq names its product poly(rC)-binding protein 3 (gene mub). The record is from RefSeq and is a predicted model, not a curated record. Gene Ontology annotation, biological process: regulation of RNA metabolic process; regulation of gene expression. The transcript is spliced from 11 exons. Gene Ontology annotation, cellular component: cytoplasm; nucleus. Gene Ontology annotation, molecular function: mRNA binding. Lineage: Eukaryota; Metazoa; Arthropoda; Insecta; Diptera; Culicidae. The coding region runs from base 260 to 1648 and encodes 462 amino acids.